Molecule: messenger RNA, 1545 nt
Organism: Manis pentadactyla (Chinese pangolin)
Lineage: Eukaryota; Metazoa; Chordata; Mammalia; Pholidota; Manidae
Gene: SERINC4
Product: serine incorporator 4
Cellular component (GO): membrane
Source: RefSeq, a predicted model, not a curated record
AUGGCCAAAGCUCCUUUGCUCAGAAAUUUCUACCUUGCUGCCCUGCAUCUGCUCUACCACCCCCAUUGUCUGGCUGUUGGGCCUGGUUCCCUGUACUGCUGCUGCCACUGUAGGUGGCCCCUUCUCUUGGAAUCUACUUGCAGCUGCUGCUUCUAUAUCCUCCAUGUGGGAACCUCAGCAAUCUGCUGCCUCCUGCUGCCAAGGACAGUAGUGGACAGGGUCUGGGCCAAGGCACAUGAGUUGAGUGGGAAGAUCCAGGUGCCCUCGGGAUUGUAUGCCCAUGUUUGGCCACUCUCACUGCCCAGUGUUCAGGGCUCUGGAGCUGUGUACCGCAUAUGUGCAGGAACUGCCACCUUCCACCUGCUGCAGGCCUUGCUGGUCCACCUCCAUUCCCCCACCAGCCUGCAAGCACAGCUGCACAACAGCUUCUGGCUCCUCAAGUUACUGUUCCUGCUAUGUCUCUGUGCUGUUGCCUUCUACAUCUCCGAUGAGCAUCUCUUCCCAGCCUGGCAUUACUUUGUCAUCUGUAGAGGCUUCACAUUCAUCCUGCUGCAGCUAGUGCUUAUCACAGCUUUUGCCCAUUCCCGGAACAAGAACUGGCAGACAGGUGCAGCUCAGGACUGCUGCUGGUUCCUAGCUGUGCUGCUGGCCACCCUAGGAUUCUAUAGCAUAAUAGGAGUGGCAGCUGUGCUCCUGUUCCGCCACUAAUUCCCAGUUGGCUGCCUACUUAACAAGAUGCUGCUUAGUCUGCACCUUUGUUUGUGUGGCUUCCUCUCCUUCCUAUCCAUCACUCCCUGCAUCCACCUCAGGCAACCCCGUUCUGGCCUCCUACAAGCCUCGAUCAUCAGCUUCUUUAUGACAUAUCUGACCUCCUCUGCACUAUCCAGCCAUCCUCCAUAGUGGUAAAGACAGGUAACCCUUCAAGGACAGAAUCAUACUCUGUGCUUGCCUGGCCUGAGUGAAAUGGAACCCCAAACACCAGAUACUUCUCUAGCAGUGUUGAGUGCUGGCAUCAUGUAUACCUGUGUGCUUUCUGCUUGCAAUGAGGCUUCCUACCUGGCCGAGGUUUUUGGGCCCUUGUGGAUUGUCAAGAUUUACAACUAUGAGUUCCAGAAACCCCCCAGAUGUCUCAGGAGCACUGCUCCCAGCAGCCCUUCCCUCUCUCCAGGGCAAAGGGGUAGGGCUGCUAGGCCAGUUGACCAAGAGACUUCAGCUCCUCUAGUACAAGCCCAGCAUCUCUCCUUCAGCUAUUCUGCCUUCCACUUCAUCAUCUUCCUUGUAUCACUCUGUGUUACAGUUACUCUUACCAACUGGUUCAGCUAUGAGGGAGAACUGGAGAAGACCUUCACCAAGGGUAGCUGGACUGCCUUCUGGGUCAAGGUUGCUUCAUGCUGGGCCUGUGUACUCCUUUACCCAUGUACACCACUCUGUUGGUCCCUCACCCAGGACCCCCAGCCUCCUACCUUCAGUCAACACCGCCAUCACAUCAGUAUGCCAGUUAAAAUAUCCAAUCUAGGAACUUUUAACAAACUGGGGUUGCUUUGA